UCCAGGGAUAAAUAGGAGCAGCCUCAGCACAAGGCAGCAGUGCAUGUCCUGCUCCCCAGCCUUGCCCAGCUUGUCACCCCUGGCACCCACCAUGGCGCUGCGCCUCCUGCUGCUGCUGCUCCUGCUGGCUGCUAUCCUCGCCAUUACCGAGGCUCAAGGCAUUGGCAGCUCACCCUCUGACUGCUGCCUGAAGUACAGCCGGAAAGCCAUCCCCAGCAGCUGGGUGAAGUCCUACAGCCUCCAGGGACCUGAGUCGGGAUGUCUGCUGCGUGCUGUUGUGUUUACCACCAAGAGGAACAAGAAGAUCUGUGCCUCUCCCACUGACUCUGCUGUCCAGAAGCUGAUGGAGAACCUGGACAAGAAGGUCAAAAAUAAGAAGAAGAAGGGACAGCCCCCACGUCCCAGGGGCAAACCCAAGCAGCAGAAGCAGCAGCGGGUCUAAGUCAGGCCUGAAGAGGACGGACGCCUUCCCCACUGACGACCGACCCACUGCCUGGCAAUGGACAUCCACAGACCACCCGCACACCCACUGGCCCCAGGGCGAGGACAGGGCUGGCGGAGAGGCUGCCCUUGGCUCUGAGCCGCCUCAGCGCUGCUGUGCCUGCCGCAGAGAUUCACCCAGCCGGGACCCCUGCACCGGCUGGGUGCUCUCGGCAGUCAGGGGCACCUAGGUCCUCACUCGCCGCACAGCCGUGCCAGCGGGGACCUGGACCCACAUGGGAGCUGGGCUGUGGCCUCGAGCGGGAUGUGGGCAGCCUUCCCACCAGAGGGGAUUUCUGUAGCCUGGCAGGAUGGCAGCUUUUCCUAUGACUUUUUUUUGGGUUUUUUAUACAUUUGUAUUUAUAUUUAAAGACUAUGCUUUCAUUCAAUCUUCCUGGAAGGCUUUACUUCUGGCUCCUUGUGCUUCACAGAGUACCCUUUAUGCUUACAGGCUGGCUUUUCUGGAAGAUUGCUCUUAUUUUUCUACCAAAUAAACGACGGCUGUGUUUCAUUUCUCUCUCACCUGUUUCCUCCUUUUUGGCUUGCAGGGCUGUGGGGUGCCAGGCCGGUCCCACAUUCCCGUGGCCCUGCCCAGGCUGCUUGCUGGGCGCUUCCUUGCAGAGCAAUUAAUAGCAGCUGGGAUGGAGAGUUUGAGGACAGCAGAGGUGACAGUGUGGCUAUGUGUCUGGGCUGUUCUAGGCUUUCUCUUUGGCUUUUAUAACAUGCUUUUGCAGUGUAGUGUGGAAGAAGAUAGUCAGGAUUUAUCCUUUUCAUUUAUUUUUUUUUUUAGAUAUAAAAUUGCAAUGAAAUCAGAACAAAUUGUUAAUUUUAGUGGAAUUUUACCCUUUUAUCUCCCUUGGUUUUGCUGUGAUUUGCAGUGAUCCAGACAUUAUUAGGCCAAGUAUUCUGUUUUCUGGGAGGAAAAAAAAGAAAGGAAAAAAAAAAAAAGGAAAAAAAAAAGAAAGAA
This is a messenger RNA of Falco peregrinus (peregrine falcon), 1447 nucleotides long. RefSeq names its product C-C motif chemokine ligand 21 (gene CCL21). The transcript has 4 exons. The record is from RefSeq and is a predicted model, not a curated record. Gene Ontology annotation, biological process: monocyte chemotaxis; cellular response to interleukin-1; positive regulation of GTPase activity. The coding region runs from base 44 to 442 and encodes 132 amino acids. Gene Ontology annotation, molecular function: chemokine activity; CCR chemokine receptor binding. Gene Ontology annotation, cellular component: extracellular region. NCBI's taxonomy places the organism in Eukaryota, Metazoa, Chordata, Aves, Falconiformes, Falconidae.